AUGCGGCACCAGCGGCAGGAGGGCGAAGUAGGGGAGAAACCGCGGAGAUGCCGCAGGAGAACGCGCGAGGAGCCACCGGUGGGUGGGGCGGACACGGAACCUCCCUCGGCGACGCCGUUGACGACGGCCCUGUUGUCCUCGAAGCUCCGGCGGGAGCUGCAGGACACUUGGAACCUCGCAAGGAUGCCAGGCACUCGUGCAGCUGAGCCCCUUGCGGAGGAACUGGGUGCGGAAAGGGCGGUUGACGUGCCCCCCUUCAAGGUGGGGACGAUGGAGAUGUACAGACGUUUUCCAAGGCAGUACGAUCUUUUUAUGCGUCGUCAUGACUGUCGUGCGGUGCACGAGUACCUUGGCAGCCUCGUGUCGAGCUUACAGCAGCCCCCCCGCUCCUCUGGUGCUGGAGAGGACAGCGCAGCAGCUGCAGAUGCGAAGCGGGUUGUGCGGGUGGCAGAUUUUGGUUGCGGUACAGGCCGUAUUGCCAGCAUGCUUUCUCGGCACCCCGCCGUCGGUGCGCUGUACUGCUACGAUAGCGAGACGCCGAUGCUGCGCGAAUGCCUGAAAAAUGUUGUCCGCUCCGUCGCUGAGGCGCGACGCGAGACUUGCGGGGUCUGCAUCUGCCCCCGUGCCACUGACCACGUUGCUGUUGAUAACCAUGAUAAUGAUAAUAGCGCCCUGGACACGAGUGCCGCCGCGGUGUGUGUGGGGAGCACCGGCGUGACUGCGCAGUCACCUGCUGCCGUGCUGCUGUGUGUGCGUCCCGUCAGCUUCGGGGAUGUGCAGCGUGGGUUUCUCUCCACGCACCCAUCCUGCCACCUUGUUGUCUGUGCGUGGUCGCUCUCCUACGUGAUGCGUGCGCAGUGGGGCGAGGACCGCUGGCACGCCGCCGUCGAUGCGACCCUCACGGCUCUCAUUGGGCUGCUUGACACCUCCGGGGCGGCGGCGCUCGUCAUCAUUGAGACGCUUGGAACGGACACCACGGAGCCGCGGCGGAACAACACCCUGCCGCAGCGCCUUGAGGCCCUGUAUGGCUUUGAGCGGCGGUGGGUGCGCACGGAUUACAACUUCCGCGACGUGGCGGAGGCGGUGAUGCUUACGCGGUUUUUCUUUGGCGAGUCGAUGGCACGUCGCAUGGCGGCGGAGGAACGCACCGCGCUGCCAGAGUGUACAGGCAUCUGGACACUUUGGAGGAAGUGA
Messenger RNA from Trypanosoma conorhini, 1194 nucleotides. RefSeq names its product putative protein transport protein Sec31. The transcript has a single exon. Lineage: Eukaryota; Euglenozoa; Kinetoplastea; Trypanosomatida; Trypanosomatidae. The record is from RefSeq and is a predicted model, not a curated record. The coding region runs from base 1 to 1194 and encodes 397 amino acids.